AUGGCCGCCUACCAUCACUCCAGUCUGCAUCACGCGACCCCAUUGACAACCCGACCAUUGCCAUCAGGUACUGCUGCCACUCCAACCGGCUCAACUCUCGCCCAGCCCACUAUCAACUUGCCUUCGGCACACAAGUGGCAUGCUCACCAUCUCCACUCGAUCCCUCCGCGCGAGAAGAGCACACGCACCUUUAUAAUUGAACAUAUGUUGUGGUUCCAUGGGAGGACGCGCUUUGCUCAGGCUAGAGCUGACUAG
Laccaria bicolor S238N-H82 is the source of this 255-nucleotide messenger RNA. RefSeq lists its product as uncharacterized. Bases 1 to 255 code for a protein of 84 amino acids. The transcript is spliced from 2 exons. The record is from RefSeq and is a predicted model, not a curated record. NCBI's taxonomy places the organism in Eukaryota, Fungi, Basidiomycota, Agaricomycetes, Agaricales, Hydnangiaceae.